Linum trigynum is the source of this 3577-nucleotide messenger RNA. The record is from the annotation of a GenBank genome assembly. Lineage: Eukaryota; Viridiplantae; Streptophyta; Magnoliopsida; Malpighiales; Linaceae.
AACAAUACAUGAAAGGGUAAAGGAAGCUCAAGGGAAUCUAGUUUUGGCUCAAAGAGAAGUGAUGGAGCGCCCUGCCUCCCCAGCUUUCCAAGCUGAGUAGAGGUGUAUGGUCCAGCUUCUAGGGCUUAAAAAAGAUGAAGAAGAGUUUUUCAAACAAAAAUCAAGGAUGAUGCGGAUCAACAGUGGAGAUCUUAAUACCAAUUACUUCCACGGUAUGGUCAGAACCAGGAAUUCCAGAAGUACAAUUACCAGUCAGGUUGCUGAAGAUGGUAGAAUUUUAGAAGGGAUCGAUGAAAUAGGCAAGGAGGCAGUGGACUUCUACAAGAAUCUACUUGGAAUGGCUAACUCCUCUCUCAAGCAUGUGACAGUGGGCACUUUCCAGAAGCUGCUGUUUCACCAUCUUCCUGAGGAGUCCUCUCUUUGUGAAGCCAUUUUUGCUGGCAAAAUCACCUCAGUGAUUAAGAAGAUGAAGCGGAGCAAAGCCCCUGGCCCUGAUGGGUUCCCCGCAGAAUUUUUCCAAGACAAUUGGAGUUUGGUUGGUCCAGUGACGAUCAAGGCAAUUAUGGAGUUCUUUGACACUGGAACACUCAGGAGAGAGGUAAAUUGCACAAUUCUCACCUUAAUCCCUAAAGUUCCAAAUGCCGGCUUUAUCAAAUAUUUCAGACCUAUCUCCUGCUGUAACUUCAUCUAUAAAUGCAUCUCGAAAAUCCUAGUUAAUCGAUUGAAAGAAGUGUUGCCACAACUUAUUAGUUCAAACCAGACUGCAUCUAUAAAGGGUAGGCUGAUUACAGACAAUAUAAUCCUUGCACAUGAAAUGGUCAAGUGGUACAAAAGGAAGAAUGUCUCAUCUCGUUGUGCCUUAAAAAUUGAUAUCAUGAAGACAUUUGAUAAUGUGGACUGGGGCUUUCUGGUCACUGUCAUGCUAGCAAUGGGGCUACCUGAGAAAGGUAUUAAAUGGGUUCAGUGUUGCCUUGAAUCUACUACUUUCUCUGUGUGUAUCAAUGGGGGUCUGACUGGAAACUUUCCUGCCAAGAAAGGACUUAGGCAAGGCUGCCCUUUAUCACCUUAUUUGUUUGCCAUAAGCAUGGAAGUCCUCUCUUGCAUGCUCAAUAGAGCAACAGCUAGGAAUGUGUUGCCAUACCAACCUCAGUGCCUCAGAAUAGGGCUAACUCACCUCUGUUUUGUGGACGAUCUGCUGAUUUUCACAAAAGGGUCAGGGGAGGCAGUUGGGACUGUUGCUACUAUCCUGGAAAAAUUCUAUCUAGUUUCUGGACUUAGAUGCAAUCCUUCCAAAAGCGAAUUUUUCUGUGCGGGUGUGACUGAAGAGGAAAGGGGUUUGUUGGCUAGCUGUUCUAGAUUCAAGGAAGGAGCCCUGCCUGUCAGGUAUCUGGGGAUUCCUCUAACUGCAGGUAAACUGAAAGCAGCAGAGUGUAGAGCUUUGGUGGAGAGGAUAACUAGUCGUACUAGAGGUUGGCAAGCAAAGCUGUUGACAUAUGCAGACAAACUCCAACUAAUAGUUGCUGUUCUAGCCAACAUUACUCAGUUUUGGAUGAACAUCAUUCAGCUCCCCAAGAAAGUCAUACGUGAAGUGGAAUCCCUGUGUUCGAAGUUCCUGUGGGGCAAUCUGGAGCAGAGGAAGAAGGCAAAAGUGGCCUGGAAACAUGUAGCUUUACCUAAAGAAGAAGGUGGCUUGGGGUUUAGGGACCUGUGGUCGUGGAAUCAAGCAUGCUUAGCUAGGCAUAUUUGGGCUGUUCUUGCAGAUCAGGAGACCCUGUGGAUAGCGUGGUUGAAGGAAUACAUGCUAUGAAAUUUUAGCAUCUGGGAAACUCAGACGAAAGGGUCCUGGUCCUAGAACAAAAUUCUGAAGAUAAGACCUCUUAUUAGCCCACAUAUGGUCAGAACUGAUGAUGGUGUAAAAUGGGAUGGUUCUAUCAUGGACAUGUUCAGUAUUAAAGCAGUCUGGGAGACUUUUAGACCAAGGCAGGCCACUAUCUCUUGGGUCAAACUGGUAUGGAAGGGGCCCUGGUUCCUAAAAAUUCCUUAUUAGCUUGGCUCGUUCUGCAGAACAGAAUCACUACUCUGGACAAGAUCAAGAGAUGGAAUCCAGAUGUCAUUGACAGCUGCCCUCUCUGUCUUUCUGAGGCAGAGUCUCGAGAGCACCUUUUCUUCUCUUGUUCUUAUGUCAGGGAGGUUUGGAGGUUAGUUUUUGGCCCAUGGCAGUUUCCUCUUGUAUGGUCGUUUCAUAGUGCAGUUUUAGCUGCAGUUUGCAGGGUGGGAGGAUGCUCGACAGGGUGUCACAUUUGGUGUUUGCUGGUUAGUGAAGUAUGGCGUGAGCGCUGUAGAAGAUUAUAUGGCAACAAGUCCAUGUCUCCAGCAGCACUGACUCAGAAGAUGGCCCAGGAGGUGGAGUACAAGCUAGCAGGAGAUGUUGUAUUUGCAGUAGCAGCUGAGGGUAAACCACUUUGGUUCAAAAUGUCUUAAUCUAUUUGCAGAUCCUAGCUAGAUGCAGACAGGUUUACAUUGUUUUGAUGUAGUGGAUGUCUUUGACUCUGAUUUUUGUUUUUUGAUGGCUGGUUGUUCUAGUUAGGCCUAUAGUAGUGCUGUAGUGGGGUUGUAAUUGCUGGUGCGAAACUGUGUAUUUUUUAUUGUAUGAUGAAUAAAGCCCACCAUUCAUCAAAAAGAUAUUGUUACUAGUAUUAGCAGCUUUAACGAUGUUGGUUGGGUUGCUAAGGAUGCGACUAACAGUUCUGGAGGCAUUUUGAUUUAUUGGGACAAGCUUGUUUUUGAGGAAGGAGGAGUCUUCUUUGGAUCCUUUUUCAUUGUUGUUGAUCUCCUUGAGGUGAUUUCGCAGAAACAGUGGAAAUUGUGUGUAGUGUAUGGUCCACAAGAACGGAAUGACAAGUUGGAUUUCAUUGCUAGCUUGGAUGUAUUAUGCAACUCUGCAGGUAAACCGUUGUGCAUAGCUCGGGGGGACUUUAACUUGGUGAGGUGUCAUGAGGAGUAUAUCGGGGUUAGGAGGAAUUCGGUAACUAUGGAUGAGUUCAAUGAUGUCAUUAACAAUUAUGCUUUGUUGGAUUUACCGAUGAGCGGUAGCACCUACAUUUGGAGCAAUGGUUGGGCUACGCAUCUUUCUCUCGCAUUGAUCGUGUACUCAUCUCCCCUGAUUUUGAUGCUUUAUUUCCCAGGUGUUCUCUUAUGGCUUUGGAGAGAGUAGAAUCUAAUAAUAAUCCUUUGCUGGUUUUGUGGGGUGAAGCGAGAAGGUUGAGACGUCCCUGGAAGUUUGAAAAUAUGUGGCUAAACGAUGAUCGUUUCUUCAGCAGCCUUGAUGAGUGGAUGUAACAGCCGAUUGAUGGUGUGGUUAAGGUUUUCCAAUGGACCAGAAGACUCAAAAAACUGAAGGGUUUGAUUAAAACUUGGAAUAGUGACUCACUUCUACUGUCACUCCAGGAAUUGGCCAAGUGAAACCACUUCCUAAAGCGUAGUAUAGCGGGUUUGGGUUUAAUUAUCAACUCGGGUCCUAGAUUUGAUGACUACUCAGUGAAUUCUUGUUAUCUAGCAAUGAAACUUUAAUGCAAGU